GUCUCUCAGCGGCCACCGUCGCCCGGGCCGCUGCCCGCCGAGUGCGCAGCAUACGCCGCUCCCGCGCCCCCGCUCCGCCCCGCGUGCCGUGCGUGCCGUGCGUGAGCGUGCGCGGGCGCGUCGGCCGGCGAGGGAGCAGCAAACGGCCGGCGGCUGGUGCCGCGCGGGGGGCGGGUGGCGCUGAGUAGGCGGUGGCGGCCAUGGCCGAGGCGUCGCCGCAUCCCGGACGGUACUUCUGCCACUGCUGCUCCGUGGAGAUCGUCCCGCGCCUGCCGGAUUAUAUCUGUCCAAGAUGCGAGUCUGGUUUUAUCGAGGAGCUUCCGGAAGAGACCAGGAGCACAGAAAAUGGUUCUGCCCCCUCCACAGCUCCCACGGAGCAGAGCCGGCCACCGUUGGAGCACGUGGACCAGCACCUGUUCACGCUGCCGCAGGGCUACGGACAGUUUGCUUUCGGCAUCUUCGAUGACAGCUUCGAGAUCCCCACGUUCCCUCCUGGGGCGCAGGCUGAUGACGGCAGGGACCCUGAGAGCCGGCGGGAGAGAGACCAUCCGUCCCGGCACCGGUACGGCGCCCGGCAGCCCCGCGCCCGCCUCACCACGCGGCGGGCCACCGGCCGGCAUGAAGGCGUCCCCACGCUGGAAGGGAUCAUCCAGCAGCUCGUCAACGGCAUCAUCACGCCCGCCACCAUCCCCAGCCUGGGUCCCUGGGGAGUCCUGCACUCAAAUCCUAUGGACUACGCCUGGGGGGCCAACGGCCUGGACGCCAUCAUCACACAGCUCCUCAAUCAGUUUGAAAACACGGGCCCCCCACCGGCAGAUAAAGAGAAAAUCCAGGCCCUCCCCACCGUCCCCGUCACUGAGGAACACGUAGGCUCCGGGCUUGAGUGCCCUGUGUGCAAGGACGACUACGCGCUGGGUGAGCGUGUGCGGCAGCUGCCCUGCAACCACCUGUUCCACGACGGCUGCAUCGUGCCCUGGCUGGAGCAGGUGAGUGCCCUGCCCACCCGCCCCCCGACUGCAGCCCUCCCGCCUCUAACCUGCCCCUUCUCCCGUCCCUGCCUCUGUCCCCGCAAAGCACGACAGCUGCCCCGUCUGCCGAAAAAGCCUCACGGGACAGAACACGGCCACGAACCCCCCGGGCCUCACUGGGGUGAGCUUCUCCUCCUCGUCGUCCUCCUCCUCCUCCAGCUCGCCCAGCAACGAGAACGCCACAAGCAACUCCUGAGCCCACGUCGGCCGUCGGGAAAGCACGGGCCUUUCCCACCCACCCUCAGCCAGCGCCACACGGCACCCACAGACUGGGUGCCCCGGCGGCGCCACGCUUGGCUGGUCAGCGCUGCAGGUCCCGCCUGUUCCAGGGCAGGACCCAGGCCCGGCCCACCAGCCCCCUGGCUCGGGAAGGCGUGGGCCACAUGGUCCCCUCUGGGGUGUCUGCAGCCUCCCCGUCCUCUGUCUAACCUCACCCUCUAAACGUUCAGCGGUGGAAAGAUUUUUAUAAUUUUAAAUUAUUACUGCUUUGAAAUAAAUGGACGUUUUAGCUCACAUGGCGGCCAUGCAUGAUUUGUGGCAAAAGACGGGGCACAGCUGCUCCACCAGCGCUGCCAGCGCCGCCAGGACAGGCCGCGUGGGCCCCCAGCCUCCCCCUCGGCCGCCUCCAUGACCCGGAGUUCGGGGGCUUGGGACUGUGAGGAUGACCAGCAAAAUUCAAGAACAAAACUGCUCCAACAGACUUUUUUAAAGGAAAAAAUAUGUGUAUCUUGAAAGCUAUUUAAAAUACACUACUUACAAAGAGAA
Molecule: messenger RNA, 1793 nt
Organism: Symphalangus syndactylus (siamang)
Lineage: Eukaryota; Metazoa; Chordata; Mammalia; Primates; Hylobatidae
Gene: RNF126
Product: ring finger protein 126
Biological process (GO): protein ubiquitination
Cellular component (GO): cytoplasm
Molecular function (GO): ubiquitin protein ligase activity
Source: RefSeq, a predicted model, not a curated record